UGGCCCCCUGGCCCCGCCGCCGCUGAUGCCGCUGCGGGCGGCGCCGGUCCCGCCGCAGCCUCCCCCCCGCCGCCGCCGUGCCACCAGAAGACCCCAUCAGCACUGUCUGGUGUGCUGGCCCACUCCACCACCACCCUGGCUUUCCCUGAGCUCUACCCCUCGCCUGGGCCCAUCAAGAGCGAGGCCAUGAAGACGGAGAAGGACGAGGCUUUGCCUACCUUCUCCUUGAGCGGUAAAUACACUGGAGAGGGGGCAGGUUGCAGUGACCCGGCUGUGUCUGGCAGCCAGGUGCCAGUGGCAGGGAGCGGAGGUGGAGGAGCGCAAGUGCAGGAUUUGCGGCUGCUGAAACGCCGGCCUGUCCCUGGGAAGCACUACCAGUGCUCAAGCUAUGGCUGCAAACUGGCCUUCCACAGCAUGCAGGAGCUGAUGGAUCACUUAAAAGUCCACUACAGACCCACACAGUCUCUCGAGGGCAAAACUUUCCACUGCCCCACUCUGGGCUGCACUGAGACGUUUCCCAGCAUGCAGGACCUCAUGACCCACAUGAAGGUGCACUACAAGCCAAACCGCUACUUCAAGUGCGAGAACUGCCUGCUGCGUUUCCGGACGCACCGCUCCCUCUUCAAGCACCUGCACGUCUGCUCCGACAGCUCCAGCAGCUCCGGGCCGGCCCCCAAAGCCGAGAAGCCUGUCUUACCUGCUACCUCCGCCCUGGAGAAGGAGCCCCUGGCCAAGCCGCUGGAAGGGCUGCCCAAGCUCCAGAGCGUCAUCCGGCACAUGGAGAAAGAAGCCAUCCUCCCUAGCAUGGACACGGUGUCUGCCGCAGCGCCGGCCGCCCUCCCUGCCGGCCUCCCCGACCUCCGCGGCUCCCUGGAGGCCGUGCCGCUCGUCUCACCGGCCCCCCACCCCUUCCCGCUGCUGGAACCCAACCUUUUUGGGCCGUCGUCCUUGACUCGGUUCUCGGGGCCUCCCCAUUCCUCGGGGCCAGGGCCUUUCCUGUCGUAUAUGCACCCCUCGCCCUACAGCUUACCUCAGACCUCGGUCCAGCAUCGCCUCAGGCCGUACCUGCCUAGCCAAGGCCUUCCCGGCUCCAACGCCGUGUGGAAGAAAAGCCAAGGUGUGAGUGUCAGCCCACUCCUCCCAUGCUUUGGCUCAGGAGUGACUCCAGGGCACUCGGCCAACAGCCGCAUCGUGUGGGAGCACACACGGGGCCGCUACACCUGCAUGCAGUGCCCCUACUCCACCGCCUCGCGGGACGAGAUGACGCUGCACAUUGAGGAGCACCGCAAGAACCCGCCGCCGCCCGGCCGCCUCGACGGAGAGAUGGAUUUCGGGGUGGGCCUCGCCUCCUUCCACUCGAAGCUGACGCCGGAGAUGGAGAACACCCUGUACUCGCAGCUCUGAUGCCCUGGCUCCUGCUGGGCCAACUCUUUUCUUCGUUGUUUUUUUUUUUUUUUCCCUCCUCCCACUCCUUGUCCUUCCUUCCUCCCUGGCUGGGCAGGCAGGGAGGCACGGUGCAGCCCCGUGCAGGGGCAGGGACCCCAGCCCAGGUCCUGGCAAUGGCCACCCAGCCCCAGCACAGGGACAAGCCUAAGUCAAGCGCUACAGCAUGGCAGCCUGGGGGUGGCUUUUUGUUUUCUUGACUCUUCCCUCCUCGUCCUUUUUUUAUUUUUGAAAGCUCCAAGCCCUGCAAACUCAUGCCUCUCUUUCUCCCCUCCCCUAAAGGUUUUAUUGCUUCAGAUCCAAGGGUUCUCGCUAGAGCCUGGUAGGUUGCUCAGGAGUUAGCGGACUUCUCGGGAACGAAGUCUCUAAAUAAUAAAUGGGAAUU
This is a messenger RNA of Rhea pennata, 1828 nucleotides long. RefSeq names its product zinc finger protein 414 (gene ZNF414). The record is from RefSeq and is a predicted model, not a curated record. The transcript is spliced from 9 exons. The coding region runs from base 187 to 1404 and encodes 405 amino acids. Lineage: Eukaryota; Metazoa; Chordata; Aves; Rheiformes; Rheidae.